Molecule: messenger RNA, 3897 nt
Organism: Leishmania mexicana MHOM/GT/2001/U1103
Lineage: Eukaryota; Euglenozoa; Kinetoplastea; Trypanosomatida; Trypanosomatidae
Product: streptococcal hemagglutinin-like protein
Exons: 1
Coding region: 1-3897 (1298 amino acids)
Source: RefSeq, a predicted model, not a curated record
AUGCGUAUCACCGCGGCGACAGCGACCGUCCCCGUCGGUGCCCGAGGCGCCAAAAUGCGCAAAAGGAAGGCAAAGACCAUCCGCGCCGUCGCCGCGGCAGGCGCACUAUGGCGCCCCCAAUCGCAGCUCAUCUUCACUUCUAACGCCACAUCUGUGACAGCGACGUCGAACGGCGAACUUGGCACCUCCACAACCGCGGGGGCCAUCAGCACCAAUGGCAGCAUCAAUGGCUACACCGUCACCUCAUCAGCGCUGGCGAUAAAGGCUGCAGGUACUGGAGGCGGUGGCAGCUGUGGGGUUGCCUCGGUGCUCCCCAUGCCCACCGCGCCAUCCUCUGGUAGCGCUCAAGUUCCGCCGCUGUCGUCGUCAAGCCGCGCUGCACCGGAAAACCAGAUUUUGGCGAAUGAAACUCUCGGAGCGGUGAGGCGAUCAGGCGCCGAGGGGUUUCCGCCCUCGUGGGAGAAUGGCGUCGUCAGUUGCACGAUGCGAGGAGCUGAAAAGGCGCGCCGUCUCGCGGACGUCGCCACGACGAACGGCCUCAGCAUAGACGACUCAAGUACGUUCACCCCUGCUGAGGGGCCGCUCUGGGUGGCCGGCUGCGCCCCUCUUGAUGCUUCCAAGGCUGCAGACACCGGUGUGGGCGCCAGCGCUGCUUCAUUCGAAGGAGUGAUGGACAACUCGCCCUUCGUGUCGAGCUCCUCCUUGGCUUCUUCCGACACGGGAUGUGCGCAGCCGGCAACAGCCUCUCACGCAGACCAGCGGUCCUCAGCGACGCACCGGCGCGACAACGGCGCUCUUGCGGAGCGGCCGCAGCUACUCCUGUCGCUCGCGCAGGACAACCGGGGCUUUCUCAAUCCUGGCUACUCGUGCGACUCCUCAGGCUGGAGCAGUGAGGACAGCGGCGCCAGCGGUGAGCGUGCAGGUAGCGACGGCAGCGCCGGUGAGAGAAGGUGCCAGGGUACCCCAUCAGCGGCAUCUUUCAGUCGAGCCGCACCAUCGGAGGAGCGCGGAAAAGAGGGCGGCGGCGCGCCUCCGCCGAUGUUCACUACCCCUUUGAAUAGCGGCAGGAAUCGGACCAACCUCGCUGUCUUCCCGCUGACCGCCGCAGAGGAGCAGUCAGCCCGGCAAGUGUACGACACCUACCGAGAACAGCAAGCGAAAACGGGUUAUCGCAGAAGUCACACCAGCGCCACUAAGCACCUCUCUCACCGCUCUGCUUCCGUGCCCCCAUCUGCCCUGAGCCCUUCCACGUCUGUAGGGAAGCGUGAGUUGCUGCGGCUACUUCACGGGCUUUAUCACCGUGCACGGGCCACGAUGACAUGUAGUGCCGCUAAGACCGCCGCGCCGACGUCUGCCCCGUCGCAGAGGAAGGCGGUGCCAUCAACGAUGACCGUUAGCGCGGCAGACGUGCUGCACGAGUUUCCUUCCACCAAGUACCUGCUCAACGCGGCUGAGGCAUGCUUUGGCAGCCGUCGCUUCCGAACUCUCAUAGCUGCUGUGGAGGCAGGCAGUAACGCCCUCGUCCCCAUCGUAGUUCGAAACAACGACGGAGGAGCGCCAGCCGUGGCCACUGCGUCACGGUCACGGUUGUCGUCGUCGCCAUCUCAAGGAUUGACCGUGGAGGAGACUCUCUCCUUCUUUAGGCACCUCAAGUGUGAACUGGCCUCGGAUGUGGCCAAGCAACGGAAGAGGGGGCCGGCAGAGCCGUCCGCGAAGCCGGAAGCGGCGCUGGGGGACAAAGGGCGGAAUCGCCCAGCGACGGGUGCUCCAUCCCAGCGACUACUUGAUCUGCAGGGUUCGCAGAAGACGCGUAGUAUUUCUGCCCCCAGUUUUCAAGCUGCAUCCCAGGUGUGCCGUCUACCUUCUGCGCGGGCCGGUCGACGCAGCGGCCGACCCCCACCGACUCCUAUGGCGCGGAUGGCGCCGCGGCCUGCCACGCCGGCGUCUCCCCCACCGUCGUCUCCCUCACCGUCGUCUCCCUCACCGUCGUAUCCCUCACCGUCGUAUCCCUCACCGUCGAGGCCAGGGAUUCCCGGGGUGAUGGGGUUGCUGGGUCCUCGGAAGCCAAGUGGACGGCGUAAGGGCCCGCGCAGAAAAACAGCGCUGCCGCCGCCGUCGCCGCAUCCGUUCAAUAGCAACUCGUGCACGCCAGACGCAACUUACAGGGGUGACUUCAUCCACACAUAUGUGCAACGCAAGGCGUUUGCCGAGAUCGCCGAAGGCCAGGGCUGCCACGAUGACGCCACCGUGGCACUGGGGCAACUGGUGAAAGCGCUGCAGUGGUUCGAGCUGGCGCUCAACCCCAGCGUCAUCGAACGGAUGUGCGGGUUGCAGGUGCAGCCCGCGCGUGAAUCGCAGGACAUCUCCAUCGACUUCAGUACCUUUGUGAAGAUCAUCAACUCGGGCUUGCGUUGCCAGCGCUACAGUGGGGGCAGCGGCUCCUCUUCAGCACCUGCCUCCGCGUCGGCGGACAACGACGACAAUCCGCAGUCCAACGCGUUUGUGCUGGUGUUGCCCCCAGAGGCGCCUGCACGGGCUUCCCCUGUGGCGCCGCCCAUUUCCGGUUUGACGGCGGCCGACGGUGCAUUGCUCAGCACGGGUAGCGGGGGUGUGCCUUGCGCUAAGGCUGCUGCCUCCAUCACCUCAGUGCGUGACAGCGAGGGCUCGAAUCAGUCGCUCUUGGUCCCUGCCCCAGCCUCUGCCGCGGUGCAUUGUCGAUUGAGCAGCCUCAGCAGCAUGUCGACUUCAACCGCCUCUUCACCGGCAAGUGGCGGCAGCAUGCACAGGUCAUUUUUGGACACAGACGAUGCGUACCCAUUGGUGAGUCAUGACUCCGCCAUGGCAGCGCUUUGCCGCAGUAUUCGCCAGCGGCUGCGCCGAGAGCUGCGGCGGAGCGUGAGCAGUGGGCCUAAUGCGCUGCUGCGACCACGAGACAACCAAGGCAGCGGCAACGGGGGUGGCGAUGGCGCGGCGCAAAAGGAAGGAAACGACCCACGGUAUUCUCCAUCUAGCCGGACGGUGUUGGCUUUCUCGCGCUCGUGGAGGUCGUUGUCUUUGGCCUCCUCCGUAGCGUCGCCAAUGCCCAGGGGGAGCGUGAGGGCUGCCGGUCUAGUUGGUGAGAGCGAAUGCGCUCCUGCACGUCGCGAUGGCGAGGAAUUCUUGGUGUCGCCACACUUGUCGAAGUGGCUUACUGACACAAAGUGUAGCAACCCGCUGCUUCCCCAGAGGCUAUGCGAGCAGCCGUCGCCGUCGCCGUCGCCGCUUGUAGGUCAUGCUUUGCCUCCUCCCUCGCAUCCGUACACGCUGACCCCUACGCCAAGAGCCCCGCCUGCGGAGCCCGCCGAAGGAGGUGAGGGCCCCAUUGCCUCCCAGUGGUUCCCCACAGCGCAGCCUUGGCGGGGGCACGGGCACCGACUCGCUGCUCCGCCGCCCGCCGGACCGGCUACUGCACAAAGACCAUCUCUCUCCACUGCCGUGGCGAGGCGGUGUCGCCGGCAUCAAGGAUCAAUGCACCUUAUCACGUCCCUGUCGCCUUACAGCAAUUCAGUCCAUGGCACCCGACGGUCCGCAAGCCAUUGCUGGUCGCGCAUCGCGACUCUAUCAACGUUGAGUCGGUCGCGAAGGUCGUCGUUGCUGCACUCCUAUGACAGUCAGCCAGCGCUGUAUUCGCUCCAACUUUCGGAACCCGAAUUGUCUGCCGCUUUCCUGUCCCAGUCUUUGCCUGCACAGACAACGUCGAGGCGCCCGAAAUGGAACCGCCCAGCAAGCGCCUAUACGCGACUCACGGCGGCACCAACGCAUGACGCCUGCAUAGCGCGCGUGUCGCACCCCCCUCUCUCACCAGCCAUCAGAUCGUCGCCGCUGCCGUAUCGGCGGCGGCUCUUCCAGGCCGGCUAG